AACAUCUCCAACUAAAUCAGCCCAACAACGACAAUACACCUGCAGGGGCACCUGGAUGUUCACAGAACGGAUUUAUUUUUCCCAGAUCGAUACUGCCUCGCCAUAAUGCUGCAUCAGUACACAACAAGAAGAAAACACCAGCCAAAAACCUCUCGACGGACCUGGACAUCUCCAGCGCAGCUGAUCCUUCCUCAGGUAAGCUGCAGAAGCAGAUGUAUAUGUCUAGCCCUAGCACAGCUCGAUACUGCCGCCACCCUCAAGAAGUCAUUCCUACUGCACACAGAUCGCAACCCGUUGACUCCAACGCUACUCCUUCGACGAACGGCAACCUACUCCUCGACGACCAGCACAGCACGAAAAAGAAACACAUCUCCUCAACAGCAAGGCACCUCCCUUCGGAUAUGUACAGCCCCAGCGCAGCUGAUCCUUCCUCAGGUAAGCUGCAGAAGCAGAUGUAUAUGUCUAGCCCUAGCACACCUCGAUACUGCCGCCACCCUCAAGAAGUCAUUCCUACUGCACACAGAUUGCAACCCGUUGACUCCAACGCUACUUCUUUGUCGACCUGCAACAUACUCCUCGACGACCAGCACUGCACGAAGAAGAAACACAUCUCCACAACAGCAAGAUCGCAACCCGUUGACUCCAAUGCUACUCCUUCGGCGACCUGCAACCUACUCCUCGACGACCAGCACAGCACGAAGAAGAAAUACGUCUCCUCAACAGCAAGACACCUCCCUUCGGACAUGUACAUCCCAAGCGCAGCUGAUCCUUUCACAGGUAAGCUGCAGGUGUAUAAUAAUACACUGUAUAUGUCCUGCCGAAGUAUUACGGUUUACUGCUCUCAACAACAAGCUGUCAUUGCCACCUCCAGACGAUCCUGUCAUCCCCACGACGUUGAAACUCACGAGUUCCCUUGAGCUGAUGGCUCAUCGAUCGAUCAGUCGUCAACAUCUGGGAUCCCACCGCACGCCGAAUGUGAAGUAUAACACUUCAAAUCAGGUGAGCGACAAACAGUAUCAGCUUACACACAAAUCGACACGACGAGCGAAGCCGAGAGAGGAGUACGGAGACUGCGACAGACACUCAGUUCAACUCAACUUUGAUUCUUUGCUACUCAACAAAAGGUUCAGCGAGCGAGUCAUACACCCAAAUUUGCAGUGGAUUUUUUAAGCUACAAUUUAGCAACUCUGAACAUCAACAACAUUUCUAACCAGACAAAAGUUGAUGCAUUCAAAGCUUUCGUACGGUUGAAUGAGAUUGAUAUAAUUUUCAUUCAAGAAGUGGAAAACGAUAGGCUUGAAAUACCAGGAUUUGAGCUAUUUUUUAAUAUCAAUGAGCGUCGUCGAGGGGUUGCGAUAGGAUUGAAAAACUUUAUUGAGUACCGUACGGUCGAAAGAUCGUUAGAUGCUAGGCUUUUACUUAUCAAACUCAAAAAUGGAGUAACACUAUGUAAUAUUUAUGCACCAACCGGCUCGCAAAGUCGGGUUGAACGAGAGGACUUUUUUAACCUGACCUGUGCACACUACCUUCGUAACUGCGCUGGUCCCAUUAUUUUCGGGGGAGACUUUAACUCAAUUGUGAAUGAUCGUGAUGCGACAGGGGGAACACCGCGAAGCGAGAUGACCUCACGCCUCACAGCUGCUCUGGAUCUGAUCGAUGUCUGGCGCGUUUUCAAUCGUAAUGUUACGGAUUAUACCUUCCUUCGAGCAGGAUCGGGAUCGAGGAUUGAUCGUGUACUCGUAACAAAAUCGAUGCGCGAUAACCUCAGGACGAUUCGACACUCUGCUACCUGUUUCAGCGAUCAUAAAGCAGUGAUCGUUCGUCUGAUUCUGCCACGACUAGGACCUGCCCAAGGAAACGGACUCUGGAGGCUAAACGUGCACGUGCUCGACGAUGAGGAAACUAUGGAAGAGUUCCAGAACAAGUGGCGAUACAUUGUAAGGCAGAAACAACACUACUCCUCGUGGCUCCAAUGGUGGGUCAACUUCGUGAAACCGAAGCUGGCAUCUUUCUUCCGUUGGCAUACCUCUCAACAACUCCGAAAUCAUCGAGAUUCCCUGGAGCUGCUGCAUGGGGAACUGACUAGAGCUUAUGGGCUCUAUCUGAACGACUCCUCGCAGCUUUGUAGAAUAAAUCGCAUCAAGGCGCUGAUGCUCAAACAACAGAGAGAUUUCUCAAGCAACGCACGACAAUUGAACGAAACCUAUCUCCAGGGAGAACCCACCAGUCUAUUCCACGUUUCAGAAAAA
This is a messenger RNA of Culex pipiens pallens (northern house mosquito), 2249 nucleotides long. RefSeq lists its product as uncharacterized. The transcript is spliced from 2 exons. NCBI's taxonomy places the organism in Eukaryota, Metazoa, Arthropoda, Insecta, Diptera, Culicidae. Bases 106 to 1170 code for a protein of 354 amino acids. The record is from RefSeq and is a predicted model, not a curated record.